This is a messenger RNA of Nematostella vectensis (starlet sea anemone), 2548 nucleotides long. RefSeq names its product TBC1 domain family member 15. The transcript has 10 exons. Gene Ontology annotation, biological process: activation of GTPase activity. NCBI's taxonomy places the organism in Eukaryota, Metazoa, Cnidaria, Anthozoa, Actiniaria, Edwardsiidae. The coding region runs from base 799 to 1812 and encodes 337 amino acids. The record is from RefSeq and is a predicted model, not a curated record. Gene Ontology annotation, molecular function: GTPase activator activity.
GAGCUGGUAGAGCCGGAGAGCCCAUCACACAAAACAGAGCGGACAGGUCCAUUGGAAAAGCAGGAAUGGACUAAAAUGAUGGACCAGGACGGACGUAUUAUAAAUGAAAGUGGACUUAGAAAAGCUGUUUUCAAGGGUACAAGUACUAUUGCAACCUUUCAUGGUUUGAACUGAUUAUUUUAGAACCAACAAUUGACAGUUGGGUCUGUUGAGCUGGCAGGCUUCUCUCCACAAACAUGCUUAUUAUUAUAACAGGCAUUUUUUUGUUGGUAUUUCUUAAACUGCAUAAAUUAGUCACGCAACAGGUUGCAGUAACCAGCUUGCUUUUUUUGUCUGGAUCUCUUGUGUGGCCUGUCAAAUGAAAACAGUAAUUAUGAGCCAAUGUUUCCUAGUAGCUGCUUUGGGUUGUAAAGCCCUGUGCAAACAGUGACAACAGCUGGUGAAAAGCUGUUGGGAUGUUGAGCACAGUUUGGACACCAUACUAAGAGGUGCCAUGAGGCAGUUCACCAUCAUUUUCUUAGCCAUUAGGUCAGCCAAACAAAGAAGGGCCAGCAGUGCUUUUGCUGGUUUGGAAGCUGUUUGCAUCAAAGCACGAGUUGACUACAACCAUGCACAGAUAUUCAUUUUUGAGGUGGGGUCAGUAGCCAAUUACGCAAGGAGGUGUGGAGAUUCUUAUAUGGCCUGUAUCCAUUCUCCUCUACACAAAGGGAGAGACAAGUAAUAUUAGCAGAAAAUUACACCAAGUAUAAUGCUCAGAAGAAUAGAUGGAAACAAGAGAUUGAUGCUUAUCAGAACAUAAUGGGGGAGCCAGGUGGUAUGGCAGUGAAUCCAAAACCUCUGUAUAUUAGAGAGUGUGAAGAAUUAUGCAAACUAAAGCAUGACCCAGAGGAGAAAGAGAGUCAAAGAGCAGAUGCAUUCGGGAGCAUCCAUGAUAAUCAGCGGGUAUUCCUAGAUUUGACGGCAAAGGUUAAUGCAAGCAGGCAGGUUAUUGAUAUUGAGAAACUAAACAAGUCUAUAAGAAGUAUUGAUAAAGAUGUACCACGAACAGAUAGAGCCCAUCCAUUUUUCAAGGGUCAAGGAAAUCCAAAUCUGAUCGUUUUGCGAGACAUUCUCAUCACAUAUGCAGCAUAUCAUCAAGAUGUUGGAUAUGCUCAGGGUAUGAAUGACAUCCUUAGUCGGUUUCUUGUCGUGCUGGUGGCUGAAGAUGAAGCUUAUUCCUGCUUUGCUAACUACAUGGAGCAUGUCAAAGGGGAUUUUCUCGAUUCCACCAUGAUGAACAAGAUAGAACUUGUUGGUAAAUUGUUAAAGCAGAUGGAUAGGCAGCUGGAACAGCAUUUUACCUCAAAUGACAUGGGAGAUCUUCUCUUUGUACAUAGGUGGCUUGUUCUUGGCUUUAAGCGAGAAUUCUGUUUUGAAGAGGCGCUCAAGUUAUUCGAGAUCCUAAGUAGCCAGCACCUCGAGUUGUCAUCCAUUGAAGCAGACCGAGAGCGAUACAAGCAGAGAUCCAGAAACCGCGAAAAAGAUGGAGGACAAUUCCACACCGAGCUGUUAGACCUUGACUCGGCGUUCUCCUUUGAUCUGUUUGUGUGUCUGGCGGUACUGCGAGAACACCGGUACCUUUUUCUCAAGUGCAAGGAGGUCUCUGGCAUAUACAACACCAUGAACAGUAUCUCUAUGAAGAUGGACUUGAACACUAUUUUAGUGAAAGCGGAAGAUCUAUUCUUUCACUACUGUCGCAAGUCUGUCAUGGAUUGCUUUGAGGUGGUCGAUUCCCUGGAGGCAACCGUGUCACGCAAGAAUCGGGCUUUGUGAACAUGUCCACAGAAAAGGGGAUCACACCACACUAUCUCCGUGUCAAACAGACGGAACCUGCAAGCGAGCGACGUUUUUACUAGCCUGCGUGGCAUUAGCAGCUAGGAAAAGAGAAGAUUUCGCGUGCUCAUGGGUAGAAGGAAAAACGAAAGCGCUCCUUUCCCGCUGUCUACGCUUUUAAGGACUGCUAUUUUUUAUUUUUACAUUUAUAUCAUAAUAUAUUAUAAAAUCCAAAUCUAAAGCCCUUGCCUAUAUUUAGAUUGUCUAUAACCAUUUUCUUCACGCUAUAUAUUUAUGGUUUCUACUACGUUUUAAAUUUGAAAUACUUUUUACACCGAAAAAAAUGUUAGAUUUUUAAAAAAAGAGCAGGGAGGCUGGUCUGUUCACAGAAUCACCAGUGGAAAAUGCUUUCUAUAUUUAGAGUAGAAAGAAAACGCAGGUGAGGCGAAAAUAGUGGCAAAACGAAGAAAGGGGGAAGAAAGGAGAGGAGAUAAAAGGCUCAGUGGCUAAUAGAUGUUAAGCCCCAACGACAGACAGCAUUGCACUCUCGGGUCACCACAAGACAAAGGAAAUGUUGGCACCUCCCAGUAUGGUUUACAAACAGCCGGCAUAGCUGGGCUUGCGAUACUGCGUCACCUUUUUAACAUAAUAAUUUGGGCGCGGUUUUCACGGGGCUUUAGUGCACCAAUGAUUGGAUGAGCUUUUGACAAAUAAAGAGACUUGCAUGGGGAACGUC